AAAAGGAACCCAAAAAGUUUUCAUCAGUUCACCGAGAUUUUCACUUUCUGGUGUAUUUAAUUUCUGUUGACCAUUUGCGCUUUAUAGUUACUCAAGGGCAAAAUCCAAAUCAAAACCUUCAAAAUAUUGUCAGUGAUUACCAAAAAAGGAUGAAAAUCGACUCUUUUGACGAGUAGGCGCAAAAAAUAGCUGGAAGUGUGUGGAAGUACCGAAUCAACGACGGAAUCCGUCUGUAUGUAAGUGUUGUGCAGCAGUUGCAAAGAGCAGUGUAGAACGGAGCGCUAGUGGAAAGAGGUAGUAAAUUUAUCCGCUGUGUUUGUGGGGGGCAAACGGUGGAUGAGUAUACAGCAGCAGCGACACCAACAGCAGUCGUCGCAAUAAAAGAAGCAGCAAGAAAAGCGCGGAGCAGUGACAAAAUUGCGUCCGAAAAAUGCGAAAGUAAAGAAAAAGUGAAAUUCCGAAAUUGGAAUUAGUAGCGACGACAGACAACGACAAACGAAAAAAGAUCGUGGAAGGAUGAUAGCAUGAACAAGGGAGAAAAAGUGAUAUAGAGUAGGAGUCAAAGACAAAAUUGCAGAAAAUGCAAAAAAAAUCAUUGUGAAAUGAACAACGAAUGGAAUACCAUUGUUGAAGCUACAAAUCGUCUACGCUAAUUAACACUUUGCUUUUUCAUUAAAUGCAAAUCUUUGCCGCGCGGCAAUUGCAUGCUACUGCUGUAGGUAAAAGGGGAGAAAAAUACAUACAUACAUAGGUGCUGUCAUAUAUUGUUGCGCGCUUGCUUACCACAUUCGCCCUUGCCUCGCCUACGUCACAACCAAGUGAACGAACAACACCACUAAUUGUGCUUUCGCGCUUUAACGCAUUAUUUCUGUAGAAUUUUCAUCGCAUUUGUUGAAACGUUGCUUUGUUUGAUGAAAUUAUGUUGAAAUCGUCCUCUAAUGCACAGGAACUGCGGCUGUCCCGACCAGAGAGCACAGUACCACAAUCAACAAUUACAUCGGCAGCCGGUACCAUGGACACAUUGAAAACAUCAUUCCUUCCAAAUUUGGCAAUGGACGGCGGAGUUAUUACAUCGGCUAGUUUUUGCCCGAUGUGUGGGCAACAAUUUGAAAGACCUCAACAUGCCCAGGAGCAUAUGCAACUAUGCCAUGGCAUAUCGGCUGGCAUGAUUGGCGGCGGCGGUGUCGUAGGUGGUGGCGGUGCAAGUGUAGGUGGUCUGUUAUUGAGUGGUGUUCCACAACCAAAUGCACCUGUCACUGACCCUAUGAAAAUCGAGUAUCCCUGCAUGAGUUGUGAAGAGAAAUUUGGUUCUGCGCAAGAACUGGACGAACACCAUCGUAUAAUACAUCAAUCAACGGCGUUCUUAGCGCGUUGUAUGGCCUGUGGGAUUUACGGCAUUUCAUCGGUUACGCUGCACGAAGGUGAUGAGUUUAAGUGUAUGCACUGUGGCUCUGUUAGCACCGCAUCAAAUAUGACUGCGCCUCAGCAACCACCCUAUAUGGAUCAACCUGAACCUCCGCAAACGCCGGAGGAAAUGCCUUCAAUACCGCCUGAGGAAAUGAAUACUAUACCACCGGAAGAAUUGAAUUCUAGACAGAACCAACAGCAGCAGCAAAGACAACAACAGGUGCAGCAGCAACAGCAUCAACAACAGGUGCAACAACAUCAGCAGCAGCAACAGCAACAACAACACCAACAGCGACAACAACAACCAGAUUUGCUUGAAAGCCAGCGGCAGCCACAACCUGAUUUGCUCGAUCAGCAGCAACAACAGGUGCAACAGCAGCAACAACAGCAACAGCAACCGACCCCGCCACUGGCAAAUCAACAGCAAGCAACUCAAUUGAAAGUACCGCCCUUAACCGUAAAACUAAAUAAAAAUAGCAAUGGCAACACCGAAGGCCAUCCACAUGUGAUAAUCAAGGAAGAACCACUUGGCAUUAGCGAUGGCAAUGGUGAUAUAGAGCAGGCCUCAGUGCCGGUGUAUACAAUCCAGCAACCGGCUGGAGCUACCAGCGUUGUAGUUAGCACAGCAACUGCUACCGGCGCCGCAAAUGCGACAGGCACAACACCAGCAGCAGGCAGUACCACAGCAGCCACACCUGCAGCAGGAAACAAAGUGCGUCAUAAAUGUCCAGAAUGUCCGAAAACCUUCAAAACGCCCGGCACAUUGGCAAUGCACCGCAAGAUACACACAGGCGAAGCAGACGUCACGCCCAAAGAACGUCCCUACACGUGCUCCUACUGCGGCAAGUCAUUCACCCAAUCGAACACCCUCAAACAGCACACGCGCAUUCAUACAGGUGAGAAACCCUUUAGAUGUGGAUAUUGUGGCAGGCAAUUCACUGUAAAGGACUACCUGAACAAACAUUUAACAACUCACACGGGUGAGAAACCGUUUAAUUGUAUCUACUGUGAGAAACGUUUCAGUGUCAAGGAUUACCUCACCAAGCAUAUACGCACACAUACUGGUGAAAAGCCAUACACCUGCCCCUAUUGCGACAAGCGUUUUACACAGCGCAGCGCGCUAACGGUACACACAACCAAGUUACAUCCACUCUAGG
Messenger RNA from Bactrocera dorsalis (oriental fruit fly), 2564 nucleotides. It is a transcript of the gene Cf2, whose product is annotated as chorion transcription factor Cf2. Gene Ontology annotation, biological process: regulation of transcription by RNA polymerase II. The transcript is spliced from 3 exons. The record is from RefSeq and is a predicted model, not a curated record. Lineage: Eukaryota; Metazoa; Arthropoda; Insecta; Diptera; Tephritidae. Gene Ontology annotation, cellular component: nucleus. Gene Ontology annotation, molecular function: RNA polymerase II cis-regulatory region sequence-specific DNA binding; DNA-binding transcription activator activity, RNA polymerase II-specific. Bases 920 to 2563 code for a protein of 547 amino acids.